This is a messenger RNA of Penaeus monodon (black tiger shrimp), 666 nucleotides long. RefSeq names its product opsin-VA-like. Gene Ontology annotation, cellular component: photoreceptor outer segment; membrane. Gene Ontology annotation, biological process: G protein-coupled receptor signaling pathway. Lineage: Eukaryota; Metazoa; Arthropoda; Malacostraca; Decapoda; Penaeidae. The coding region runs from base 1 to 666 and encodes 221 amino acids. The record is from RefSeq and is a predicted model, not a curated record. The transcript is spliced from 4 exons. Gene Ontology annotation, molecular function: G protein-coupled receptor activity.
AUGGCCAUCCUCGCGUCCUCCACUCACCACCUGUUCUCCCUCUAUCUCUCCCUCAAACAGGCAGGCAACAGCGGACUCCAGGCAGGUGUGGCAAGGGCCGAGCGCCGAGUGGCCCUUAUGGUAGUAGUCAUGGGACUGACCUUCCUGCUGGCCUGGACGCCCUACUCGGUCAUGGCCCUGAUUGUGGCCUUCGGUGACCCUUCCCUGGUGACCCCCGGUGCCGCGGUAGUGCCAGCUAUCUUCGCCAAAUCGUCGUGCAUGUAUAACCCCAUUAUUUACGUGGGACUCAACACUCAGUUCCGAUCAGCGUGGUCUCGGCUCUUGUGUUGUCGCGAGGAGGAGCACACGUUGGCUCACGGUGGACAAACGACAGAGAAGGUCAGUUUGACGGUCUUCACUGAACAGAGUCCACAACCGGAUUCGUUCAAGCACAUCUGGAAUUUCUUCAUCACAAAGAUGAAGCAACCGUCAAUUAGACAGCUAAACUAUUGCAGUCUUCGGAGAAUGUGGCGAGGAAAGCCCACGUCCCAAGCUUCUUCCGACGUGAAAACGAUGUCCACGGAAGCUGUGCCUCUCAAAGUGCUUCAGCUGAACCCUAACAAAGUCCAGUAUGACAUCAAGGUGUCCUCUGCUGCAGGAGGGGAGGUCCACGGGGAAAUUGUGUAG